AUGACGACCCCAAUCCCAAAACCUCCUGGCGUGCCGCUGCUGGGCAAUAUCUUUGACGUGAAGCCCGGCAAUACAUGGGAUUCAUUACGGAAGCUCGCAGACAAGUAUGGCGAGAUCUUUCAGAUCAAAGUCCUUGGCCAAACCAUUGUCUUCGUUGCCAGCGCAGCCCUGGCCGAGGAGCUCUGCGACGAGAAGCGCUUCCGCAAGUAUAUUGGCGGGCCCAUUGUCGAGAUCCGCGCCGCAGUCCACGACUCGCUGUUCACUGCAUAUGACGACGAGCCAAGCUGGGGCAUUGCUCACCGAGUCAUCUACCCCAAGCUAAGCCCCGAUGCCACGAAAGGUCACUUUGAGGAAAUGCGAGAUCUGGCCACGGAGCUGUUCAAUACAUGGAGAGGCCUGGGUGACAAGAAUACCAUCUCUCCGGUGGAGCAGUUCAACAGGCUGAACCUCGAGUCCACCACCUAUGUCUUGUUUGGCAAGCGACUCAACACAUUAAUCGGCCCUCCCCAUCCGGAGCUUCAGGCAAUGGAAGAUUCGACCUCGGAGGCGAUGAAGCGCCCGACCCGCCCAGGCGUGCUUAAUUGGUUGCUGUAUGGCCGCAAGUUCGACUCGUCAAUCAAAGUCAUGCGAGACUAUGCCGCAGACCUGGUCAAGUACCGCCGGGAGAACCCAACAGACAGGCAGGAUGUGCUGGCCGCCAUGAUGAACACGUCCGACCCGGAGACAGGCAAGAAGUUGACUGACUCACAAGUCAUUGACGAGAUUAUCACGAUGCCCAUUGGCAGCAGCACGGCACCCUGCCUGGUGUCGUGGGCAAUGUACUUCCUGCAGAAGAAUCCGGAGACGAUUGUCAGGGCCCGCGAAGAACUGGACCGGGUCAUCGGCGAUGGUGAAUUCGAGCUGGAGCAUCUUGAGCGACUAGAGUACGUCCAAGGAAUCAUGCGCGAGUCGCUCCGUCUGUCCUCGGCGGCACCAGGCUUCAACAUUGAGCCACGGCCAAAGGAGGGCGACAAGAGCCCUGUGCUGCUGGGCGGAGGCAAGUACCAGGUCGCUCACAACCAGGCCAUGAUUAUCAUCCUACACGGCGUGAACCGGGAUCCAGCCGUCUUUGACGAUCCGCUGGCGUUCAAGCCCGAACGCAUGAUCGGCGAGGCCUUUGAGAACCUGCCCGCCGCGGCCAAGAAAUGGUUCGGCAACGGCAAGAGGGUGUGCAUCGGCAGAUACUACGCUCUGCAGUGGAGCUUGGUCGUGCUGGCCAAGUUGAUUCGGGAGUUUGAUUUUGAGCUGGCGGAUCCGGAGUAUAAGCCGGAGCUGGAUGGAUGGUUCAACGUUCGGCCCAUUGGCUUUUACGUCAAGGUGAAGCCAAGGGCGACUUAG
Trichoderma citrinoviride is the source of this 1377-nucleotide messenger RNA. RefSeq names its product cytochrome P450. The record is from RefSeq and is a predicted model, not a curated record. The coding region runs from base 1 to 1377 and encodes 458 amino acids. Gene Ontology annotation, molecular function: iron ion binding; oxidoreductase activity, acting on paired donors, with incorporation or reduction of molecular oxygen; monooxygenase activity. The transcript has a single exon. NCBI's taxonomy places the organism in Eukaryota, Fungi, Ascomycota, Sordariomycetes, Hypocreales, Hypocreaceae.